AUGGCACCAAAGCGAGUUCUGAUUGCCUAUGGUGUGGAUGUUGACGCUGUGGCCGGUUGGCUAGGCUCGUAUGGCGGAGAGGAUUCCACAAACGAUAUCAGCAGGGGAUACUGGGCAGGGACAGUUGGGACCCAACGAUUGUUGAAGUUGUUUAAGAAAUAUGAUAUCAAGUCAACAUGGUUCAUCCCCGGCCACUCUCUCGAGACCUUCCCGGAGGACAUGGCCGCAGUCCGUGAUGCCGGCCACGAGAUCGGGCUACAUGGAUAUUCCCACGAGAACCCGACAGACAUGUCCAUAGAGCAGCAGCGCGAUGUGCUCGAGAAAACAUAUCGGAUGUUGACUGAAUUCACUGGAAAGCCUCCUCGUGGAAGCGUCGCACCCUGGUGGGAAACUAGUAAAGAAGGAGCCCAGCUCCUCCUCGACUAUGGCAUCGAGUACGACCACAGCAUGAGCCACGAGGACUGCCAAGCUUACUACCUCCGAACAGGCGACAGCUGGACUAAGAUAGAUUACAAGCAAAAGGCCGAGACUUGGAUGAAGCCUCUUGAGCAUGGAUCCCAAACAGGGCUUGUUGAAAUCCCCUCUAACUGGUAUAUUGAUGAUCUACCACCGAUGAUGUUCAUUAAGAACGCGCCCAACAGCCAUGGCUUUGUUAACCCGCGGGAUGUGGAGGAUAUCUGGCGCGACCAUUUUGACUACUUCUACCGCGAGUAUGAUGAGUUUAUCUUCCCGAUUACUAUCCACCCGGAUGUUUCGGGAAGACCCCAUGUGCUGCUGAUGCAUGAAAGGUAUGCUCUAGUGAUGACUUUACGCGGAGUAUCACUGACGUUAAAUAGGCUUAUUGAACACUUCAAAAAGCAUGAGGGUGUUGAAUUUGUGACGAUGGAACAGAUUUGCGACGAGUUCAAGACGAAGAACGCUCCUCCGCCCGGGGCCUUGAUGCCCGCAAAGGCUGGUGCGAUGCUAGAGAAGUGA
This is a messenger RNA of Penicillium egyptiacum, 975 nucleotides long. NCBI's taxonomy places the organism in Eukaryota, Fungi, Ascomycota, Eurotiomycetes, Eurotiales, Aspergillaceae. The record is from the annotation of a GenBank genome assembly.